UCCUUACUCACGAUAAUCGUGGCCCGUCUAUACCGGCUUGGCAAGCAGCUUCUACUCCGCAUAUCCAUUAACUAUAUAGAGGUUAAUUCGUCCAGUAUCGACAAACGAGGAAAAUCGUCCGUCACCAAAAGGAUGCUCGGUGUACGAGACGCUGAGCUUGACGCUAAACAGGCUUCCGGUCAGCAAUCAAUCUGGCGGGAUGUUUACAGAAUUAUGGGAUCUCCAGAGCCUCCAUGCCGCCACGAAGGACAAUACUGCUGGCAGGACCCGGACGGAAAGACGCACUGUAAAACGUGCAACAAGGAGGAGUUAUUGGGUCUCAUGAUAACAUCCCUGAAAGCCUUCGCGAACAGCUUUAUGCUGAGGAGAAUCAGAGUCUCGAAAGACAGAAGAGGAGCUCGAAAAUCUCUGCUUCUUCAUAAAGCGGUCGAGGAAUAUGCUAUCUGGCAUGAGUUACGAGUGGGCAGUGAGCCCCUUAAUGAUAAUAUUCAGAAAGCCCGCGAUGUGGCCCUUGAAAAUUGCCUCGAUCUUGAGCAGAUCCACGAUGAUCAAUAUCCUGAAUUUUUCGUCAAGCAAGGCGUGAAAGCGGGGGCAGCGCGACGUUUUGUUAGUGACAUUAGCGAUUGGGUGAAGCAAGAGGCACGAUAG
Penicillium mononematosum is the source of this 648-nucleotide messenger RNA. RefSeq lists its product as uncharacterized. The record is from RefSeq and is a predicted model, not a curated record. The annotation marks the transcript as partial. NCBI's taxonomy places the organism in Eukaryota, Fungi, Ascomycota, Eurotiomycetes, Eurotiales, Aspergillaceae. The transcript is spliced from 2 exons.